Molecule: messenger RNA, 648 nt
Organism: Cylicostephanus goldi
Lineage: Eukaryota; Metazoa; Nematoda; Chromadorea; Rhabditida; Strongylidae
Source: the annotation of a GenBank genome assembly
AUGAAUGUGGAAGCUCGAUUCUAUGUAAAUAAGAAGUUGGAGCCGUUAAUGUUCGAAGAACUGCGUAAUUCUAUCGGACGAGGGGUUGGUGGUUUUUUGCCUGCUGUACGGCAAUUGGGCAACGUCGCGGCUUUGCCAGGAAUUGUUGGGUUUUCCAUCGGUCUUCCAGACAUCCACUCUGGCUACGGAUUUUCCAUCGGCAAUAUCGCCGCUUUUGACUGCUCGAAAAAAGAGUCGGUCAUUUCACCAGGAGGUGUGGGAUUUGAUAUAAACUGUGGAGUGAGGCUGAUCAGGACGAACUUAUACGAGAAGGAUGUAGCACCUGUCAAAGAACAACUAACCCAGGCACUUUUUGACUACAUCCCUGUGGGUGUUGGAUCACGCGGUGCCAUUCCUAUGUCAGCGGCGGAUCUUGUUGACUGCUUAGAAAUGGGUAUGGACUGGACUUUACGGGAAGGCUAUUCUUGGGCAGAAGACAAGGAGCAUUGUGAGGAGUAUGGUCGAAUGUUGCAGGCAGACGCCACCAAAGUUUCUACCAGAGCUAAGAAACGAGGCCUUCCACAGCUGAGACGUCUUCUAGGCCAAGUUGUGGUGAUGCUUCACUGUGGUAGCCGCGGACUUGGCCAUCAAGUAGCCACAGACGCGCUU